Molecule: messenger RNA, 1615 nt
Organism: Selaginella moellendorffii
Lineage: Eukaryota; Viridiplantae; Streptophyta; Lycopodiopsida; Selaginellales; Selaginellaceae
Product: phosphatidylinositol/phosphatidylcholine transfer protein SFH1
Exons: 3
Coding region: 361-1374 (337 amino acids)
Source: RefSeq, a predicted model, not a curated record
CGUGCGACAGGGAAAGAGAGAGAGGAGGGCACCAUCGCACAGGGCAAAGAAAGGUGAGAGAAGAAGAGGGGCGGCAGCGGAGGGGCGGGCUUCUUCUCUUCCUUCUCCCUUUCUCUCUGCCCACGCAAGCGCAGGCGCAAGCGAUCGAUCGCCCCAGAUCCGGCAUUGCCCUCUCACUGCGCCGCCGCCGAUCGAGCGAGGAGAUUCGUGCGUGUGGGGACUUCUUUAACUCGAGCGCGCUGCGAAUUGGAGCUAAGCUCACAGGUUUGAAGGAGCGAAUGGAUGUGAAUUACACUGGGUGGGCGGUGGGCUGCUACUAGAUUGCGCUCCUCCUCCCUUCCUUUCUUUUGCUUCUCGGGGAUGGCGUCCAUAGCGGCAGAUCAGAUUUCCAAGCUCUGCCCUUGCUCGUCGCGCGUGGACGACAUACUGGAUCGCUCGGGUGAGGAGCGGCUUGCUAGAACGGGCGGAGGGCCUCAGGAUCUCACGCUCUCGCAGGAGGAGGCGCUUAACAGGUUUAGAUCGCUGCUGGUGGAGCACAAUCUGGUGCGCAAGCGCGACACUGACUGCGAUCUCUUGCGCUUCCUGCGAGCUCGAUCUUUCGAUGUCGCCAAAGCCAAGGCCAUGUACGAGGCAAUGCUGGACUGGCGCAUGCAAGUCGGGGCCGACACCAUUCGAGAGACAUUCGAUUUCCCGGAGAGGAAUCUGGUGAAAAAUUUGUACCCACAUUUCCAUCACAAGACUGACAAGCUGGGGCGACCUCUGUACAUCGAGAAACUGGGGCAGCUCCAGGUGGACGAGCUGAUGAAGAUCACCACCAUGGACAGGAUGAUGAUGGAGCACAUCCAAGAGUGGGAGAUUCUCAUCGAGUGGAAGUUCCCGGCGUGCUCACGCAAGGCCGGCAAGACGAUAUCACAGUCGCUGGCCAUCCUCGACUUGAAAGGAGUGACGAUGAAACACAUGAGCAAGCAAGUCCGGCAUUUCAUCCAGAACAUCUCCAAAGUGGACCAGGACUACUACCCCGAGUUCCUGGGCAAGAUGUUCAUCGUCAACGCUCCCAUGGCGUUCAAGGCCAUCUGGACGGUGAUAAAGCCGUGGCUGGACAAGCGCACGCAGAAGAAGAUCGAGGUCCAUGGCAGCAACUUCGCUCCCAAGCUGCUGGAGCUGGUGGACAAGCAAAACUUGCCCGAGUUCUUGGGUGGCAGCUGCCGAUGCCCGCAAGGCUGCGAGUACUCGGACGCCGGGCCUUGGAACGAAGCUCGCUACCACAUAUCGGCCUUGGCGGAGGAACAAGACGAUGGAGCAAGCUUUGGCGAUUGCCGCCACCGGAAUGUCAAGGACAAGGGACCCAUGCAGUGGUCGUGCCUCGACACUUAGUCGCGACUCCAGGGAUGAGUUAUGGAAAUCCGGCUCUCACUCGAGCAAGCGUUACAAUCCCAUCAAGAUUAAACUUGGUUCACUGGAGCUACCUCCGAGCGAGUUCACAGAAGUUGACAGUCGGCAGUGCUACGUAUAGCAUCGCUGCCUUGGAAGUGAUGAUACUACAGAGAUCUACACACGAAAGAAUCCUGGAUUUUGUACCAGCCAAUUGAAAAAAACAGUGACACAUCUUUUUUUC